Molecule: messenger RNA, 1869 nt
Organism: Aspergillus lentulus
Lineage: Eukaryota; Fungi; Ascomycota; Eurotiomycetes; Eurotiales; Aspergillaceae
Product: alkaline phosphatase D family protein
Source: RefSeq, a predicted model, not a curated record
AUGUGGUACUCGUUGUCUCUACUGUUGUUGACGGCCUCGACUGCCACCGCUAGCUAUGCGGGCAAUCUCAACUACCGCAGUCCCUCUUACAACCACCCUGAAUUGGGGGUUUCGAUCCGCAAGGUAGCCAAGCGGGGUGAGCCGACAUCGGCCUUUGAUCCUGCUAAAUUGAACUUUACCCACGGUGUUGCUUCAGGUGAUCCCUAUGCUGAGUCGGUCAUCUUGUGGACACGAUGUGCCCCCAGCUUUGAUGAUGUCAAUGACAACAGUACUACAUCUGGACUGGUUCCUCUGUACAACCCAGUGCCUAUCUACUCGGGCAAGCACAAGAGCCAGCCAGUCUCCAAGGCGCCCGUCUGCUUGAACUACAAGGUUUCUCGUGAUGCUGGCAUGAAGAAAGUUGUCUCGGAGGGUACCGCAUUUACCAGCUCUGAUAUUGACUACACUGUCAAGGUCGAGGCAACCAAGUUGAAGCCGUUUACCACAUACUAUUAUCAGUUCAACGUGUGCAACUCGGACAACAAGAGUCCCAUUGGACGGACCAAGACUGCUCCUGCACCUAAGGAUGAUGUUAACAACAUCAACCUGGCUGUGUACUCCUGCAGUAACUAUCCUUUUGGCUUCUUCAACGGUUAUGGAAACCCUGUGAGGAAGGACUCUGUGGACUACGUUGUGCAUCUGGGUGACUACAUCUACGAAUAUGGAAACGGCGAAUAUGGCUGGGGCAACAGUUUGGGACGCAUUCCUCAACCGGACCGAACCAUUUUCUCUCUCUACGAUUACCGCAAGCGCUUGGCAACUUAUAGAACCGAUUUGGAUCUUCAGUUGAGCCAUCAGAACUAUGCUUGGAUUCCAGUUUGGGAUGACCACGAGGUUUCUGACAACACUUAUCGCGACGGAUCCUCCAAGCUCCACAACGAUGAGGAGUCCUUCCUCACGCAUGGAGGAGUGUCGGUUGAUCAACGCAAGAUGAACGCCGUUCGUGCCUAUUUUGAAUGGAUGCCAAUCCGACAAGUUGAGAUGGAUGACAACCUUCGUAUCUGGAGAAACUUUCAGCUCGGUUCUCUCGUUGACCUUAUCAUGCUGGACACCAGGCAGUAUGAUCGCUCUAUCACCGACACCUACGACAAUACCGACUAUAUCUAUGAGAUCGCCAACGACGCUGGUCGAACCCUGAUGGGUAGUCGCCAGGAGAACUGGUUCUACCGCAAUUUGAUCGAUUCGGCUAAGCGAGGUGCCCACUGGCGCAUUAUUGGUAGCCAGAUUAUCUUCUCUCGGCUCAACCAGUCCAUUGCCAACAGUGAACAUCCUCUGAACGUCGACGCGUGGGAUGGAUAUCUGGCCAACAAGAACCGCACACUCCAAACCCUCUACGACAAUCAGAUUGGCAACAAUAUCAUGAUUGCCGGAGACUCUCAUGCAAACUGGGUGAGCGACGUGGCCUGGAUCGAUAACAAGCCGUACGAUCCCAAGACCGGCGCCGGCGCCAUUGGUGUUGAAUUUGCCGGUACUGCACUCACCUCCCCCUCGCCAUACGGACAGAACAUUACGAUUGCCGAUGCCAACAAGGCCUCCAAGGCUCUUGUCACUGACAAUGAAGAGCUUCACUGGUCGGAGCUCUACUACCGCGGAUACUUUGAGCUCCAUAUCACGCCUAAGGAGGUAGAAGCCCGCUUCUUCGGUCUACCCAACAUCAAGGAGCGUCACGGCGAGGAGAUUUCCCUUGCCAACUUCACCGUCAAGAGCGGUGCCAAUCAUCUGGAACGCAACUCCAACGGCGUGGUGGGCGGAGGCACUGUGGCCAACGGAUGGCUCAAGAAUGGGCAGCUGGUUCCUACCAACCAGACGAAUAACACUUAUGGCCGGUAG